GCGAGACGUGACCUUAUGAUUGAGCAGCAGCAGCAGCAGCAGCAGCAGAGUGUCUUUGGAGCGUCCUGCAGGAUGGAGCAGCAUCUGUCCGUGGUCGUGGCUCUGGUCCUGGUGUCGCUCUGCAAAGGCUGGCCGGCUCCAAACUUCUGUCACCAGAAACCAUGUCCCGAGUACCAAUUGGUUGGUGCAAAUCAGGAUUUUGAGGAGCGUCGAUACGUUGACAUUGACUUGAUAACCACCACGGUGGACGACCAGACUCCAGCGGCUCUGAUGGCUGCAAGGUCGAGGCUGGAAAGUUACCGCCAGAGUCAGAAGAAAGCAGGUUAUGAGAUCCCCUCAGACACCUGGCCUGGAAUGAUCACUGUCACGGAAGGGGAAGGCGACCCCCACCUGUCCUAUUCCUGGUUCCUUCCCCCCGGCACCGCGAGGACCAACAGCACUGAUCCAUCAGUCGCCGUGCAAACGAGACCUGGGGCCACUGUCUAUGUCAGGGUGUUCGGUGAAUUGCCCAGCAUCGAGUCUGGCCGGAAAAACGCAGCGUUGCUUCGUGCCGCCCUGGGACAAGCCGGGAAAGCGUUCGAUCAGCACACCUACACCGGGGCCGGCUACGACGGCUACUUCUCCCUGUGGCACCACAACGAGAUCUGGAUCAGCGCCGCCUGACGACAGCGCGCGCCGUCCAGCGAAGUUGUGCUGCGGGGCCUCGGCCAAGGAAGCUGAGGAGUCGGGAAUCAAACCACCAACCCGCUCCUGACGUCCCUCGCCACUAAUAUCUGCUGCAAACAACAAACAUAUUCACAUGUGCUCGCCCUUCGACAAUAAACUGUGGACAGCUGUACCCGUG
Molecule: messenger RNA, 844 nt
Organism: Scophthalmus maximus (turbot)
Lineage: Eukaryota; Metazoa; Chordata; Actinopteri; Pleuronectiformes; Scophthalmidae
Product: heme-binding protein 2
Exons: 4
Coding region: 16-663 (215 amino acids)
Cellular component (GO): cytoplasm
Source: RefSeq, a predicted model, not a curated record